Molecule: messenger RNA, 1421 nt
Organism: Anopheles merus
Lineage: Eukaryota; Metazoa; Arthropoda; Insecta; Diptera; Culicidae
Exons: 2
Coding region: 148-1377 (409 amino acids)
Source: RefSeq, a predicted model, not a curated record
GGUGAAAGUAACAAUAUGUAUGUCUCGCAAGCAACAAGAGUUUACACGCAGUCUCCGCAUCGUAAAGUGACUUGUGAAACCCUGUAACAGACAAGAGUGUAUCUUCAAACCCGUUCCAUCGUGUAACAAACGGCACUUGUGUCAAGGAUGGCGUCCACGGUAAAAGUUCCAGCGUACGUACAGCAACGACUCCUAAUUGUAGCAAAAGAGGAAGGAUUUGCCCCGGAACAGUUCUCCGUCCAGUACGAGCCGGGCUCCAAAUCGGGAGACGGAUACAUUGGACUUAUUGUGCGGGCUCGAUUCGUUAGCUCAGUGCAACCAACACUAACGGUAAUAUGCAAAUUCCCACCCGAAGAUCGACAGCAACGAGAGCGCUUCAAUGCAAUGCUGCUGUUCGAGCGGGAGCUUUUUAUCUACCAGCAUGUACUGCCAGCGUUCGAGGAGCUUCAGCUACAGCACGGUAUUGACCGGCAGGAUGAAACAUACUUUGGCAACUAUCCGAAGUGUUACCACGCAUACUGCGAUAGUGACCGGGGAGAGGCUGUGCUAAUACUGGAAGACUUGUUGGCCCCGCAACGACCACCGAUGAAGCUGCUCGAUCAGUACGUACCAGUUGAUUAUGAUCAUGUGCGUGUACUGAUGGAAGCGUUGGGCCGGUUCAAUGCGUGUUCCUUUGCGCUCAAGCACCAUCGACCAGAAAUGUUCGAGAAGCUUCGCCAGCUGAACGAUCUUUUGUCCAUCGUACUGGACACGGAACAAACGCGCCCUUUGACGCCACGCAACUGUCAGCUAGCAGCAUCGGCCUUUGAUGUGGAAAAGGAAGCAAGGCAUCAUCGUGAUCUGCUCGACUUGUCCCACUCUAUGUGGCCUAGGACGGGAGCGCAUGUUCGAGGUGCUCGAGCCGAACCGUACGCUGCCCUGAAUCAUGGGGACUGUUGGACCAAUAACGUUAUGUUCGGUUACGACGCCAACGGUCAUGUGAAGGAUGUUUGUCUGUUCGAUUGGCAGAUGGCUCGCUACGGCUCACCCGUGCUGGACUACACGCUGUUAAUUUUCCUUUGCGGAGAGCUCGAACUACGUCGUAGCAAAUUCGACAGUCUUGUAACAGCGUUUUACGAUGCUUUCUCUGCCACUUUACAGCGGAUGGGUGGCAGUGCAGAAAGUGACCUGCCACGGGAAGAGCUCGAACGGCAGUUGAAGCGAUUUGGAAGGUUGGCUCUUGUUAUGGGCACCUACGCGAUACCAAACGUUGCUCAACUACCUCCGGCAGUGUGUGAACAUCCGUCCUUACAUCAGGCAGAUAAACGUUUGCAACAUUACUACGCACUGAUGCGAGAACUGGUACAGGAUACUGAUGGGUUUGAUGCGAUAGUAUAAUAAAUCGACAGAAGGAAGGAUUAAUAAAGUUCUAUCACUUACCA